This is a messenger RNA of Archocentrus centrarchus (flier cichlid), 3462 nucleotides long. RefSeq names its product NLR family CARD domain-containing protein 3-like. The record is from RefSeq and is a predicted model, not a curated record. NCBI's taxonomy places the organism in Eukaryota, Metazoa, Chordata, Actinopteri, Cichliformes, Cichlidae. Bases 143 to 3370 code for a protein of 1075 amino acids. Gene Ontology annotation, molecular function: protein binding. The transcript is spliced from 11 exons.
UUUCACUUUCCUGAAUCUGGUGGCGCAGGUUGUUGUGUCCGUGUGAAGCUCCGUGUGAAGUUCUCAGAGAAGGUAUUGUUCUACACCUGAACCCAGUGGUGUGUCCUUUAAGAACAACGAUUUAAAGAAGAAUCUUGAAAAAAUGACAUCCUGGAUAUUCCCUCGAGCUACAUCUGAACCGGUGCAACAAAAAGAAGAAGCUCCCCCAACAAGCCAUUUGCUGACACUAGAUGUUCCUGGAUCUGAAUCCAGCAGUGUGUCCUUAAAGAGUGACGAUUCAAAGGAGCUGGAUAUUAAUUUUAAAGCAGGUGUUCCUCCUCCUGCAGAGAGAGUGGAUCAGGAGAGCUCAGAGGUUCCCAGUGAUCAGUCUGCCCAGGAGCAUCAAACACAGCUGGAUUCUGUAUUUACGGUGCUGGAGGACAAGAUCAUCAUUUUUGUGAAGAACGAGUUGAAGAAGAUCGAAAAGGUUCUAAGUGUAGAUUAUCCAGAAUGCUUAGACAUUCAGAAAGAAGAUGGAGAGUUGUUGGAAGAUGAGGAUAAGGAGCAGAGGAAAAGCAGCAAAGAGGCAUUUCUGAAGAUCACACUCCAAUUUCUGAGGAUUAUGAAGCAGGAGGAGCUGGCUGACCGUCUACAGAAGAGACAUCUUGCUGCAGUUUGUCAACAAAAACUCAAAUCCACCCUGAAGAAGAAGUUCCAGUGUGUGUUUGAGGGGAUCGCUAAAGCAGGAAACCCAACCCUUCUGAAUCAGAUCUACACAGAGCUCUACAUCACAGAGGGAGGGGCUGCAGAGGUCAAUGAUGAACAUGAGGUCAGACAGAUUGAAACAGCAUCCAGGAAACCAGACAGACCAGAAACACCAAUCAGACAAGAAGACAUCUUUAAAGGCUCACCUGGAAGAGAUGAACCAAUCAGAACAGUGCUGACAAAGGGAGUGGCUGGCAUUGGGAAAACAGUCUUAACACAGAAGUUCACUCUGGACUGGGCUGAGGACAAAGCCAACCAGGACAUCCAGUUCAUGUUUCCAUUCACUUUCAGAGAGCUGAAUAUGCUGAAAGAGAAAAAGUUCAGCUUGGUGGAACUUGUUCAUCACUUCUUCACUGAAACCAAAGAAGCAGGAAUCUGCAGCUUUGAAGACUUCCAGGUUGUGUUCAUCUUUGAUGGUCUGGAUGAGUGUCGACUUCCUCUGGACUUCCACAACACUGAGAUCCUGGCUGAUGUUACAGAGUCCACCUCAGUGGAUGUGCUUCUGACAAACCUCAUCAGGGGGAACCUGCUUCCCUCUGCUCACCUCUGGAUAACCACACGACCUGCAGCAGCCAAUCAGAUCUCUGCUCAGUGUGUUGACAUGGUAACGGAGAUUAAAGGGUUCACUGACGCACAAAAGAAGAAGUACUUCGAUAAGAGAUUUAAUGAUGAAAAGCAAACCAGCUUGAUCAUCUCCCACAUCAAGACAUCACGAAGCCUCCACAUCAUGUGCCACAUCCCAGUCUUCUGCUGGAUCACUGCUACAGUUCUGGAGGAUGUGCUGAAGACCAGAGAAAGAGGAGAGCUGCCCAAGACCCUGACUGAGAUGUACAUCCACUUCCUGGUGGUUCAGGCCAAAGUGAAGAAGGUCAAGUAUGAUGGAGGAGCUGAGACAGAUCCACACUGGAGUCCAGAGAGCAGGAAGAUGAUUGAGUCUCUGGGAAAACUGGCUUUUGAUCAGCUGCAGAAAGGAAACCUGAUCUUCUAUGAAUCAGACCUGACAGAGUGUGGCAUCGAUAUCAGAGCAGCCUCAGUGUACUCAGGAGUGUUCACACAGAUCUUUAAAGAGGAGAGAGGGCUGUACCAGGACAAGGUGUUCUGCUUCAUCCAUCUGAGUGUUCAGGAGUUUCUGGCUGCUCUUCAUGUCCAUCUGACCUUCAUCAACUCUGGACUCAAUCUGCUGGAAGAACAACAAUCAACCUCCCACACAGAGCAACACUUCUACCAGAGUGCUGUGAACAAGGCCUUACAGAGUCCAAAUGGACACCUGGACUUGUUCCUCCGCUUCCUCCUGGGUCUUUCUCUGCAGACCAAUCAGAGUCUCCUACGAGGUCUGCUGACAGAGACAGGAAGUAGCUCACAGACCAAUCAGGAAACAGUCCAGUACAUCAAGGAGAACCUCAAUGAGAAUCUGUCUGCAGAGAAAAGCAUCAACCUGUUCCACUGUCUGAAUGAACUGAAUGAUCGUUCUCUAGUGGAGGAGAUCCAACAGUCCCUGAGAUCAGGAAGUCUCUCCACAGAUAAACUGUCUCCUGCUCAGUGGUCAGCUCUGGUCUUCAUCUUACUGUCAUCAGAAGAAGAUCUGGAUGUGUUUGACCUGAAGAAAUACUCUGCUUCAGAGGAGGCUCUGCUGAGGCUGCUGCCAGUGGUCAAAGCCUCCAACAAAGCUCUACUUGGUAUAUGUAACCUCUCAGAGAGAAGCUGUGAAGCUCUGUCCUCAGUUCUCAGCUCCCAGUCCUCUAAUCUAAGAGAACUUCUCCUGAGUAACAACGAGCUGCAGGAUUCAGGUGUGAAGCUGCUGUUGUCUGGUUUGGAGAGUCAACACUGUAAAUUGGAAACUCUCAGUCUCUCAGGCUGUAUGAUUUCAGAGGAAGGCUGUGCAUCUCUUGUCUCAGCUCUGACCUCCAACCCCACAUAUCUGAGAGAGUUGGACCUGAGCUACAAUAAUCCAGGAGACUCAGCAUUGAAGGCUCUUUCUGCUGGACUGAAGGAUCCACACUGGAAACUGGACAGUCUCAGGGCGGAGCCUGCUGGAGCCCGAUGGCUGAUCCCAGGUCUGAGGAAGUAUUCCUGUCAACUCACAAUCGACACAAACACAGUCUACAGAUACCUCAAACUGUCUGACAACAACAGGAAGGUGACACAUGUGAAGAAGGUUCAGUCAUAUCCUGAUCAUCCAGACAGGUUUGAUUGUUUUCAGCUGCUGUGUAGAGAUGGUCUGACUGGUCGCUGUUACUGGGAGGUCGAGUGGGAAAGAGAAGUUGAUAUUUCAGUGAGUUACAGAAGAAUCAGAAGGAAAGGAGGCAGUGACUGUGAAUUUGGAUCCAAUGAUCAGUCCUGGAGUUUGAGCUGCUCUGGUGAACAAAACUACUCUGUAAAACACAACAACAGAGAAACAUCCAUCUCCUCCUCCUCCUCCUCCUCCUCCUCCUCCUCCUCCUCUGGCUCUAACAGAGUAGCAGUGUAUGUGGACUGUCCUGCUGGCACUCUGUCCUUCUACAGAGUCUCCUCUGACACUCUGAUCCACCUACACACCUUCAACACCACAUUCACUGAACCUCUUUAUCCUGGAUUUACAGUCUGGUCUCGUGGUUCCUCAGUGAGUCUGUGUGUAGUUCAGGAGUAGCUUCAUGGAUUCAAUCAGUUGAUGUUUGAAACUGUUCUCAAUGAUUCCUUGUAAACUUCUUCCUCCUUUAAAGAUGGAAGCUGCCAUUAUUC